Molecule: messenger RNA, 1074 nt
Organism: Brachypodium distachyon (stiff brome)
Lineage: Eukaryota; Viridiplantae; Streptophyta; Magnoliopsida; Poales; Poaceae
Product: zinc finger protein 7
Exons: 1
Coding region: 217-771 (184 amino acids)
Source: RefSeq, a predicted model, not a curated record
AAAGAAAGAUAUCCACUAACCCAGGACAAAGUUCUUUACCUCCUGAUUCCUCACAAAGACACACCCCACAAGCCUCAAUUAUUAGCCCAAAAAAUUCCCUGCACCUUCCUACCUCGUCCCCCUUUAUAAGGCAAACUAAAAACUGGAAGAGAUGCACCACACCUGAGCUGCAAACAAACCUAGAGGGAGAACCAAGAGACAAUUUCAUGAUAGGAGAUGGAGCAAGCAGACGAAGCAUCAUCAGUGAACAAGGAGAGCCCAGAGCAGCUUACCGUCGACCAGGACGGCGGCGCCACAUGGCUGAGCCUCACACUAGGCGUGAAUGGAUCGCCAGAGGAGGAAGCAAACUGCUCGGAGCCUGAUCCUGAGCCCAAGCCUUCUGCCCCACACAAGGUUUUCUCAUGUAACUUCUGCAUGAGAAAGUUCUUCAGUUCACAGGCGUUGGGUGGCCACCAGAACGCGCACAAACGGGAGCGCAGCGCCGCCAAGCGCUCCUACCAUGCACAGAGGAUGGUGAUGGGGCUACCUCUCGAAGCGCACGCCGCCUUUGUGCAGUCCCUGAGAAUUAACCAGAGUUCGGUGAUUCAGAAGUCAAGCCAGCAAGCGCAGAUCAGGACGGCACCAAGGUUUCAUGAAGGUGGCAUGACCUGGGCGACAAUUGCCUGCGAGGAGGUACCGAAUUCAACAUGGCCAGGAAGCUUCAGAUCAAGAACACAACCUUCAGACCAACCAUCAGAACAAAGUAAGAUGGACUUGAAUCUCAGGCUUUGAUAGGCUGAUGUAUCAACUUUGACCAGUACAGUGUCCUCAUCAAGUUUGUCCUUCUGAAUAAAUUGGUAUGAAGAAGUGAUCAAUUAAGUUCAGUUCACCAUCAGAAUCAAAUCAAAGCAUAUGGUGGUACUGGAUUCUGAAGAUAUUAUUGUUCUUUCUGAAUUCAUGGUAACAUUGCUGCAAUAUUUUUGUAGCCAGAUAAUUAAUAUGAUCAUAUUUAGUCUCAUUGAAACCAGUGUGGAAUCCAGGGAUUUUUUUUGUUUGCACUUCCUACAAGCAGCAUAUAUGAUGUCUCAUAAGUCA